This is a messenger RNA of Mercurialis annua (annual mercury), 1655 nucleotides long. RefSeq names its product AP2-like ethylene-responsive transcription factor At1g16060. The coding region runs from base 270 to 1319 and encodes 349 amino acids. The transcript is spliced from 8 exons. The record is from RefSeq and is a predicted model, not a curated record. Lineage: Eukaryota; Viridiplantae; Streptophyta; Magnoliopsida; Malpighiales; Euphorbiaceae. Gene Ontology annotation, biological process: regulation of DNA-templated transcription. Gene Ontology annotation, molecular function: DNA binding; DNA-binding transcription factor activity.
UCAUGAAGACACACAAAAGCCCAUGGCCGUAAGUGAAGACAAAGAAAGCAAAAGGCCGCUUAGAGACGGCCACUAAACUACACUCUCUUUCUCUCUCUAAAAGCCGGCUCUCUCUCUCUCUCUCUUCUAUAUAAUUAUUUUUCCAUAUUCUUUGGAUUUGAAUAUCUUCUCUUCUGACCUAGUCCUCGUUCCCUUCCUCUUCUCUCUAUCUACGUACAUUUUUAUUUCUCUGCAUAUUCUUCUGUUUUGAGCUUACCUAAUUCAUUUUAAUGGCCAAGAUCAAAUUACCCAAGCAAACAAGCAACACUAAUAGUAACAGUAAUAGUAAUACCGCUAUGAAAUCAGCUUCUGCUUCUUCUACCAAGACUAAACGUACCAGAAAAACUGUUCCUCGUGACUCUCCUCCUCAACGGAGCUCCGUUUAUAGAGGCGUUACAAGGCAUCGAUGGACUGGACGUUACGAAGCUCAUUUGUGGGAUAAGAAUUGCUGGAAUGAAUCACAGAAGAAGAAAGGACGACAAGUGUAUCUAGGUGCGUAUGAUGAAGAAGAAGCUGCAGCACAUGCCUAUGACUUGGCAGCUUUAAAGUACUGGGGGCAAGAUACCAUCCUUAAUUUUCCACUGUCAACUUAUGAAGAGGAGCUAAAAUAUAUGGAGGGUCAGUCAAAAGAAGAGUAUAUUGGAUCCUUGAGGAGGAAGAGCAGUGGUUUUUCUCGUGGGGUUUCCAAAUAUAGAGGUGUUGCAAGACACCAUCAUAAUGGAAGAUGGGAGGCUCGAAUUGGGAGAGUUUUUGGCAACAAAUACCUCUAUCUUGGAACUUACGCCACUCAAGAAGAAGCAGCUACAGCUUAUGACAUGGCAGCCAUCGAGUAUCGUGGACUUAACGCCGUUACAAACUUUGACCUUAGCCGUUACAUCAAAUGGUUACGUCCUAAUAAUUCUCAACAAAACCCUAACUCUGAUGCUGAUCAAAAACCAUCCGCUACUGAAGACCUUGAAUUAACUUUCUCCGGCUCAACCGCCACCACCGAAACCUCUUCGCCGCCGCCACCACCGCCUAGUUCGGUUUCAUCUGCAUUAGGGCUUUUAUUACAAUCCUCAAAGUUUAAGGAAAUGUUAGAAAGAACAUCAGCCAGUACUACUACCGAUUGCCCUACCACCCCACCGGAAUCCGAACGGCCCCGUCGGUGCUUCCCGGACGAUAUCCAGACAUUCUUCGAUUGCCAAGAUUCCGGUAGCUACACUGAAGGAGAUGAUAUUAUAUUUGGAGACCUAAAUUCAUUUGAUUCACCUAUUUUUCACUCUGUACUUGAUGCUUGAAGAUGGGGGAAUUUUGCCAUAAUAAGUUUAGCUAUAUUUUCCGACAAAAAAAAAGUUUAGCUAUAUUCUUAAAAUACAUAAAUUAUUAGGGUUUUUUAAUACAAGGAGGUAGGGAUGGUGGUCGGAGACGAUGACGAUCAAUGGGGUAAGUAAGAAAAUAGAAACAAUUCAGAUUUCAGAAUUUUUUUUUUCUUAACAUAUAUAUGGUUUCUCUUCUUCUUCAUCGUAAGAUGUGGAUGUAAGAUUAUCUUUAAAUUAUAUGUAGAUAUAGGAAACAAAUUAGACAUUCAUUUAUCAAUUAUUUCUUUUUAAUAAGACAAAUUUUGGCAAACUCAA